Molecule: messenger RNA, 1405 nt
Organism: Colletotrichum destructivum
Lineage: Eukaryota; Fungi; Ascomycota; Sordariomycetes; Glomerellales; Glomerellaceae
Product: Putative S-adenosyl-L-methionine-dependent methyltransferase superfamily
Exons: 3
Coding region: 245-994 (249 amino acids)
Source: RefSeq, a predicted model, not a curated record
CCCGAAUGACGAGAGGCAGAACCAAGGCCUGGACCUGGCGUGCGUACACCGGUUGAACCCUCUCGCGGCCAACCCCAGAGAAGCUGACAUCCGGCCCGGUCCGAAGCCACUACUGGGAGACCUUGCUUCUGGGCGACAAGCUGUUUCUGGCACCCAUUGGUGACAGUCCCAAGGUCGGUGUUCUCUCGACAGGAUUGCCCCUCGCUGGAGCUUCACAUCUUACACGUUGUACAGGAGGUACUCGAUGUUGGUACUGGCACGGGGAUUUGGGCCAUGUGACGACUUUGCUGAUGGAUUCCCUUCCGCGGAGGUCACGGGGGUUGACAUUUCGCCCAUCCAGCCCGGAUGGGUCCCACCCAACUGUAAGUUCCAUAUCGACGACAUCGAGAAGCCCUGGACGUGGCCGGCCGAGCACUUUGACUUCGUGCACGUCAAGCACCUCGAGGGCAGUGUUGCGGACUGGCCGAGGCUGUACGGGCGGGCCUUCAUCCACCUCAAGCCGGGAGGCUACAUCGAGCUGAGGGAGGUCGACAUCGAGGGCCGCUCCCAGACCCUGGGCGAGCUGGACGACGGCCACAUCUACAAGAGGUGGGCCAAGGUGAUGCUCGAGGCUAUGGGGAGGCUCGGCAAGACCGGGACCCAGGCUCGGGACCACGGAAUCGCCAGAAACCUCGCGUCAGCCGGGUUCGUCGACGUCGUGGAGAAGAAGUGGUCCGCGCCCAUCGGGCGCUGGCCGAGAGAUCCCGUCCUCAAGGAGAUCGGCGCCUGCCACCUCCAGUUCCUCGACGAGUCGCUGGAAGGGUUCGGAACGUUCCUGCUCAAGGAGGUGAUGCGGUGGGGGGAUCCCGAGAUCCUCGCGUUCAUGGGCGAGAUGCGCAAGGCCCUCAAGGACCCGAGGCUCCAGUCGUACCUGACGCUGCAUCUGGUCCACGCUCGCAAGCCGGAGCGGUCCGAGGAGACACAGGAGCAGACAGUCACGGCAGCUGUGGCCUGAGAGCGCCGCGACUUGAUGGUUUGGAAGGCCUCUUCAGUCUGGGUAUGGCGGCACGUGUUGACUGACCACUUAAACAUUUUCCGGCAUUUGGUGAUUCCUUCGCGGAAAUGCAUAACGGCGCGACGAUGUCUUGUGGCGCGCGAAAAGACUGGUCCGCGUCAACGGUGGCAUCCGUCCAAUGGCCUAUUGAAAUCAUGUAGUAGUGUGGUUCAAAUCAAUGAAGCUCACUCACUAAGGUGUACCUCAAAUCAGAUGGUGUCGAUUGGCUAUCUGCCAACGAUUGCGUUCUUGGGCGAAUCCCAGCAAUCUCUAGAGCGGGCACAACCACCUUCUAUUUAGUUCAGAUUGUGUUCCACUGCGCCGAACUCGGAUCAUGGCGUGCACUUCUUCCUAGCAAACUACCCACCUAUC